Messenger RNA from Nezara viridula (southern green stink bug), 6255 nucleotides. Lineage: Eukaryota; Metazoa; Arthropoda; Insecta; Hemiptera; Pentatomidae. The record is from the annotation of a GenBank genome assembly.
AUAUCGAUCCCGCUUGGAAAACUUAAUCGUAAAUAUUUGUUAUAUUUUGUUAAAUUUCUUGUUCUAUGAAACAAUAUAAUAAAAAAAAAUUAAAUACUUUUUUAAACCAAUGUUCGAUGUAACGGGGGGGGGGAGGAGGAAUAAAAAAAUAUAUAUAUUUUAAUAACCAACAAGCAGCGGUGAAAAACGUAAUUGACGUAACAUAAAUUAUUUUGUUGGUAUCACCUUAAGUUGGUAUUGAAUUUAGAAAACGUUUGUUUUACUAUUGUUGAAUGUUAUGUGACGUUUCAAACCAUUUAUAAAUUAUUAGAAAAUAAUGCAAAAAUAAUUAAUAUAAAUUUAAAUUCAUUACAUCAUAAUUGUGACUGUAGCUGCAAGAGGGAGCUUUAAAGCUGUUGUAUUUUGAAUUACGAAUGGACGAAUGAUUAAAGGUAGCCACUGCCGAUCACUCGAAUCCAAGUGGAACGACCGUGAGUAAAUUCCAUCGAUCCGAAACUCCAUCACGCCACGGCAAAAUCAAAAAUACUGUAAUUUUAAUAUUUACAAUAUUAGUUAUUUAAAGUGGUUUUUACAAAUAUAUUAAUUAUGUAACUUGAAAUUUUGUUUAUUUGAUUAAUAAUAAUCAUUUUAAUGAAUACAACUGUUAACUAAACACGGGUUUCGCAAAAUACAUCCACAUAAACUAAAUUCAUACCAAAUAGUCUAAAAUACUUCGAAAAAUCGUAAAUUCGUCCUAAUUUAUUUCAAAUCACAUCAUACACAACAAGGAGAACAUACCAACAGUAAAUUCCUACAUAGAUAACAAAAACACAACAUUCCAUUCUUCAACUGUUAAUAAUCAAAAUCCACUUGCCCUCUAUGUUACCUGGUGAGUCUCAAAGAAGACAAAAUGAACGACAGCACAUUUGCUAAAUGCAAAUCUAAUGUAAAAUAAAAUAAUUAAUUAAACGUAAAUUUAAUUUUUAGGUGGAACAAUAAUUACAAUAUGAGGCUUUCCAUAAAGUUAUAACAUAAUCUGUAAACCAAUUUUACAUUAUUAACAAUUAAAAAAUUAAGGUAAUUAAUUGUAUUUACUUAAUGAUGCUUACAGUUAUUCAAUGACGUAGGUUAUUGUAAUUAUUUUUUGUGGGAAGAGGAGGAUUCAAGAUGAUCCAAAAACAUAUUAUGUCAUAAAGUUAGUUUAUCAACAUUACUUUACUUUGUAUGAAUUCAACAUCAAGAAUUUUCAUAAAAACCUCUCUUAUUUUUUUCUGAUAGUAGGCGAACGAGAUUUAUAAUUUUUAAAUUUUUCUUGCCAAAAAUUAAUUUUUUUUUUUUUUUUUUAUGGUUCAUAGAGCCAUUCAAAAUACAUAGUAACAAAUACUGAUUUGUUGAGUGAAAAUACUUCAGUACACAAAAAAAAAAAAAUCCUAAUUUUCAAUUGCAUUGAGUUAAGAUAAGUAUAAAUGAAGGAUUUCCUCGUAAAUAGUCAUAUGGUUAACAUUAAAAAUCCUUAAUUUGAAAGCUUGUAUAUUAAUUCAAUAAAUGAUUUUACCUUUUUCUUUCCACCAUCUAAUCUUAUCCCAUCCCAGUUAAGCAGUAACUUUGACCCUAAAUAGUCUGAACUAGUACAAAUAAAAGAAAAAGAAAUUAUCUAUUUAUUUAAGUUAUAUCUUUUUCGGCAUUUAUUAUUAUUAUUAUUGUUAAGGACGUAGCGAGGUUGGCUGAAAAUAUAGUCCUCGACUCCCUGGGAAUCAUUCACCACCACGUGCAUGGCUAGCCCGAGAGUUUUAAUUUAUGUAUUUGUUUAUUUAUUUUCUUUUAGUGAAUAAUUGAAAACAAUAGCGAUAAAGAGAGAGAAGUGAGAGAAAGGGAAACUUAAUGUUAAAUAAAAAAAAAAAAAAAAAAAAAAAAAAAGAAUGAAAAAUGAGAAGAGGGAAAAAGGAAAAAAAAAAAAAAAAAAAAAAAAAAAAAAAAAAAAUUAUAAGGAUAAAUAAAAUAAUAAAAAUGUAUAUAUAUAUAUAUUUCUGUUUUACUAAUAUUAACUAAUACUUCUGUAUAUUUAUAUAUAAGUUCAUAUAUUGUCUUAAGGAUAGAAGAGUAUGCUGUGUGUAUAGCAACCCAAUGUAAUUGGGCAGCAAUCCUUUAUAUUUUAUAUUUUAUGAAAAUAAAGUGUUUCUCUUUCUCUCUAUUGAUGAAUAAAAUAAAACAGAUGAUUUAAAAAAAUAUUUUAAUUUAUGGAAAAAUGAAAUUAAAAGUAUGUUAAUUAUAGUAUGCAAAUAAAAAAUGUGAUUAUUAAAAAGAAAGGUUAUUUAUUAAUAGUUAAUUUGAAAAAUGUAUUUACUUAUACGGUGAAAUUAUUUUGAAGGAAGAAAUAUAAAUUAUUUUGUUUGUGUCAAAUGUUUUCUAAACUAUCUAUCUAUCUAAUAUUUUUCUAAAGUGAAAGAAGAGUUGUUAUGUUUGAAUGUUCGUUAUUGUUUUGAGCAGGGUAGUAAGAGAAGGGUCGAAGAAAUUAGUGGUAGUCCUCCGUACUUCGCCAAGUCUUCAUUAGUUAACAAAGGAAGAUGAUGAUGAGGAGAAAGACGAUGAUGACCUCAAAAGGAUCGAGAUUGUCAAUGCCAAUGGUGCUAUUAGAAUUGAAAUGCCUGGGCCUCAUCGUGAGGAGCCCAGAUACCCCAAAGAGAAAUGGAAAACAUUUGUUGCCUUCCUGUUCCUGGUGUUUAAUUUCAUAUUAACUACAACAUCAUUAGCAAUGGUCCAUGAGCGAGUGCCAGAUAAGGAUAAAUAUCCUCCUCUUCCUGACGCAGUGCUGGACAAUGUCCCAACGAUGCCAUGGGGACUGGAUGUAUCGGAAUUCAUUAUUAUGAUAUCGACCAACCUUACCUUCCUAGUCAUUGUGUUUCAUAGGCACAGAUUUAUAGUAUUUAGGCGAGUAUUCCUUAUAGUUGGUGUACUGUAUAUGAUGCGAUCUGUGACGAUGUAUGUCACUGUCCUUCCCAUGUCGAGCACAACGUAUUAUUGCUCUCCAAAGGCGAAUAGCACCAGUGUCAUUCUCAUAUCGAAGAGGGUCUUCCAGCUAAUAUCUGGCUUCGGCCUCUCCAUCAACGGAAAACACACUUACUGCGGUGACUUUAUCUACAGUGGUCAUACAGUUAUCUUAAUAAUGUGUUCACUUAUUAUCAAUGAAUAUUCCCCAAAGAGGUGUAUUUUACUCCAUUGGGGCUCGUGGACAGCGUCUAUAACAGGUGUCCUCCUAGUACUAAUUUCAAGAGGUCAUUACACCGUUGACGUACUCAUUGCUUACUACGUUACUACUCGUCUUUUCUGGAUGUAUCACACAUUAGCAAACCACAAAUAUCUGAAGCAAGCAUCUAGUCGAAAUGCGCUCUCAAGAUUAUGGUGGUUCAAGGCCUUUUGCUACUUUGAAGGGAACGUGGAGGGCCCCGUGCCACGGCAGUACAAUUGGCCCCUGCCUUGGCCUAGAAGACUCCUCGCGAAGCAUCCGAACAGGGACAGUUAGUAGUCUCAGCAGUUCAGAGAUAAAAUUUGUUUUGUAAUCUUCUGUCAAUAUGAUGCCACCUUGUCUGAGUAUAUUUUUAAAAAAAUGUUUGUUCUCAAUAUUUGAAAUCAAAUUUGGAACAAUUGAAGAAAAUUUCAAGUUAAUGAAAUACUCCAUUACUUUCCAAAUUUAGUUCCGUUAUCUCAAUAUUAAUGAAUGAACUAAAUUUGGUAUGUGUUACCGCUAAAUCGUGUAAUUAGAUAUUGUGUAUGUAUGUAUAUAUAAUUACGAUUUUUUUUUUUUUUUACUGCUGUCUACAUUUCUCUUAAAAUUAUAUUUUGAAUGGGAUAAUGAAACGGUGCCGUUAAUGAGGUAGUGAUCUAGUUAGAUGAAAGUUAGUCACAAUUGGCUGUGAUUUAAUGGCAUUUACAAGUGUACAUAUUAUUGCUAUACUUUUCUGUUAAACUCUGUUAGCUAUUUAAAAAUAUUUUCCAUACUAAAAUUUAUUAUUUUAAAUAUUUCAAAAUUAUUAUUUAUUGAAUUGAUUCGUUUCUUUAGCUAUUCUCAGUUUUUAGAAAUAAUUUUUAUUUGAAUUUUAUUAUUUCAUACCUUUUAAUACAGAAUAGCUUAUCGUUAGGAACAUACAUUUUUUCGCCCAAAAUGAAAAAUUUCAGAUGUGUAUGUAUGGAAAAGUGAUAUCAAAUUUUAAUUUACAAGAGUAAUGUUUUAUUUUGUUUCUUCACUAUAGUAAUACAUAUAUACAUACAUAUAUUAAUAAAUAUAUAUAUAUAUAUAGCUUUUGUACAUAUUGUGAACUAAUGCUAUUUAAGCGGUAACAUGUAAUAUGUUUUAUAAUGGUGAAGUAAUUUUUUUAUAUUUUUGAAAUAGACUUUUUUUGUAAAUAUUAUUUUGGUUCCUUGUAACAUUUACAUAUUAUAUAUUUAAAGAAACGAGAAUUAUACUGUGUUACAUGGCAGUACAGCUAACGGCCUCGCUUAAAGACGAGCUUAGAUUUUACUGCUUAGGUUUUACUUAAAAUAUUUUUUUAUUUAUUUUUUUUUUUUUAAUAAAACAUUUACUGAAAUCUGUACUAUGAUGAUCUUUUUUUUUUUCCGUUUAUAAGUUAUAUUACUUACUUAUUUUUAUUUUUUACUAUAUCAUAAUUUUCAUUUUCAUGUCUCUUUAAAAUAAUAUUCCAUUAAGUGUAAAUGUAUAGAAUGUACAAAUGUUGGAGUGGAAUAUAUGGAACUCUCUGUGAUGCCCUAUAUAUAUAUAAAUAUAUAAAUCUAGUUAUAAGGUAGUAAAUUUUUAAUUAAAAGAAGAGAAACACUUCAUGCCUUCCUUGUCAAAAGUUUAUAAACUAGAUAUUUAUUUAUUUUGGGCAGAAUGUUUUGUUUGAUUUUGAUACUGAAUGGCCCAUAAUUUAUAUCAAUUAAUCUAUAAAGUUGUUGUAUAAUAUGUACAAAGAUGUUAGCCACCACACUUUGAAAAAUGACUUCGAUACAAGUGUGAUUUAACUCCUUGCAUUUUCGAAAUAUUAUUUUUUAAUAUUAAGGUUUGUUGAUACUUUACUAAAAUUAAUUUAAUGAUAAAUUUGUAUUAUAGAAUUUAAAAUUAGGUUUAAUAUGUUAUUGAUAUUAUAUUUUAUUACAUUAUUUUUACGCAGUUGUAUUAUUUGUUAGUAGUUUUGUAUUUUUUAUGUAAAAAAAAUUCCUUUGAUUUUUUUUCCUCUAUAAUUUAUUUAAAAUAAUAGUUAAUUUAAAGUUGCGUUUUUAUAAGGUUUUUAAAAAUAAAAUAAACCUGCAGCCUUAGCGAUAGCUUAGAUAAAUGGUUUGUGAAGCGAACUUUAACCUUGAGACAGAAACUUUGCACUCAUACCUUUCUAUGAAAUGCGUAACUCUAUAAUAAAGUGUAUAUUCCCAAUACGUUAUGUUGAAUGUCAUUAAAUAUUUUAUUCAUCAAGACAAAAAUGUGCUAUUAUUGCACUUUGUUAUAAAAGGCUUUAAAGUUUUUCUAUAAUAUCUUUUGAUUUCAAGACAAUCUCUGAACUGAUAAAAAAAAUCUUACCAUGUUUUGUUUUAAUUCUUGGUAAAAUAAGUCCCACUUAGUAGAUGAGUGUGCUUUAGUGAUGAGUGUAAAAAUUGUAAUUUAAAAAAUACUUUCUAAUGAAAAAUGUGCCUAUAUUUUUUUAAUCAGUGAAUCUCAUACGUGACCUUUAGGUAUUAAUCUAUAAUUGUGUGCUUCAAUAUUUUCCCCGAAAUAGAUUUUUCGGUUUAUUUAUUGGAGCUAAUGUGUUGUAAAUGCAUAGCUAUUUUUUCUUGUUUUUUUUUUUUAAUUAUAAGGCUGAUUUUGAAUUGUGAAUAAUCUAGAAAAUAUGUUUUGGGAAAUUUCAGAUUAUGUUACAAUAAAGUAUUUAUUUUAAAAUAUAACAUGUAUUUUUUUUUUUUUUUUUUAAUGGUUUUUAGUGGUUCAGUUACAUUGUCAUUUGGAAUGUAUAUUUAUUUCCAUAUUUUUUACUUUGUAUACAGUAUAGCCAAAUGUAUUUUUUUUUUCUCAUUCUUAUUUGUUUUAUUUAACUAAAUUAGAUAUAUUUUUUCCAAUAUAGCUUAUUAGAAUUUUUAAAAAGUUAAUUAUUUAAAAAGAUACAGAUAUUUUUCUAAAUUAGUUUUUGAAUGGUUCUUCUUGUAAUUAGAUGGCAGACAUGAUUUAUAAGAUGUACGCAGAUAUGUUUACAUAUGUACCGGGCUCUUUCAAGAUAAAUAGCUGAUUUUAAAAAA